AUGUCUGCUGCAAGUAAUGGGCAGGCGGCCGUGAAAGAGCUAUGGCGGCCAUCUGCGCCGGAGAAGACGCAGAUCUACGAGUUCAAAACCCUCGUGAGCAGGAAGUAUGGCCUGGCUCUGGACGGAUAUCACGAUCUCUGGCAGUGGAGUGUCUCCGAGCCCGCCAAAUUCUGGGAGGAAGUUUGGCACUACACCGCAGUCAAGGCCCAUCAACCGUAUUCCAAAGUAUUAGACGCGAAUGUCCCGCUCUUCCCAAGGCCUCACUUCUUCGAAGGGUGCCGUCUCAACUUUGCUGAGAAUCUUCUGUUCCCUGCAAAUUGUCCCGGUGACGACGCCGUCGCCGUGAUCGCAGCAACCGAAGAGACUCGCGAAUACGUCUCGUGGAGGGACUUGCGGGAGAGAGUCCGACAGUGUGCCAAUGCCUUGAAAGAGAAUGGCGUUUGCACUGGGGACCGCGUCGCCGCCGUGAUAGGCAAUAAUACCAAUGCAGUGGUAGCCAUGUUGGCAGCCACUUCCAUCGGCGCCCUGUGGACUGCUAUCUCGCCUGACACCGGCGUGCAUGCGGUGCUGGAACGCUUGAAGCAGAUCGAGCCGAAGCUGUUGUUUGCUGACAACGCCUCGAUAUACAAUGGCAAAGUCCAUGACACCCACGCAAAAAUCAAAGAUGUGGUGGCAGAGCUGCCGUGCUUGGAGCAUGUCGUGAUCUUCAAAGCCGUUCCUUCGCACGACUUCAGUCUAGAAGGUGUCAACCCGCAUCAAGGCAGGGCAUUCUUUUAUGCGGAUUUUAUUGCAGCCGUUCAGGACCCGGCAGCUCCUCUGCAAUUCGCAUCACUAGACCCUGAUCACCCGGUCUAUAUUCUGUACUCGUCCGGGACCACAGGGGCACCCAAGCCAAUUGUGCACGGGGCGCUGGGCACGCUGAUACAGCAUAAGAAGGAGCAUGUUCUACACUGCGACAUUCGACCAGGUGACCGCCUGUUCUAUUAUACGACUACGACUUGGAUGAUGUGGCACUGGCUCGUGUCUGGGCUCGCCAGCGGCGCUACGAUCGUCGUCUACGAUGGCUCACCUUUCCGGCCAUUCGAUCCUGAGGGCGGGAAGGGAGAGAUGGCCAUGCCCCGGCUCAUUGACGAACUCCAGAUCACCCAAUUUGGGACCUCUGCAAAAUACCUCUCCAUGAUCGAACAGGCCGCCCUGAAUCCUCGUCGCCAUCCUCACCGCCCGGCGACUUUGCAAACUUUGAGAGCGAUCUUCAGUACCGCAUCCCCGUUGGCCCCCUCCACCUUUGAGUAUGUCUAUUCUUCAUUCCAUCCGGAUGUCAUGCUGGGCUCGAUCACAGGCGGAACAGAUAUCAUCUCGCUCUUCGGAAGCUGCUGUCCUAUCUUACCCGUUUACCAAGGCGAGAUCCAAUGUCGAGGUCUGGGAAUGGCAGUUGCUGCGUACGACUACACCGGAAACGACAUUACUGCCUCGAAUGAGCCGGGCGACCUCGUCUGCACGAAGCCAUUUCCUUCGCAGCCGGUGAUGUUCUGGCCUCCUGGACCCGUAGGCGCUGAGAAGUACCGAAAGAGCUACUUUGACGUCUUUGGACCAUCAGUUUGGCACCACGGUGAUUUUGUACGCAUAAACCCGCAAACCGGUGGUCUUGUGAUGCUUGGUCGAAGCGACGGUGUCCUGAAACCAGCCGGUGUGCGAUUUGGAAGUGCAGAAAUAUACAAUGUGAUCCUGAAACACUUUGCCAAUGAGAUCGAAGAUGCCCUAUGCGUCGGACGCAGGCGAGAAGGCAUUGAUACGGACGAAACGGUAGUGCUGUUCGUGAAACUCGCUGCUACCCCCUCGGGCGCUCCCCCUACCAUAUCCCAGGACCUUGUAGCGCGAAUCCAGGCGGCGAUUCGCAAGGAGCUCAGCCCACGCCAUGUACCAGGAAUCAUCGAUGCCUGUCCAGAGAUUCCUGUCACCUCGAAUGGCAAGAAGGUCGAGAACGCGAAUAAUCCGGUCCGUCCGGUUGGUUCGCCGCUCGUCGUCGCGUGCCAACAAAACUAUUCCGCGGUGAUUUUAUCGGCUUCAAGGGUUCAGCCGCCAAAGAAACUGAAGACCGUCAACGUCGCAGUUUCUUUUGUGGUUGAUCAUACACUCGCGAGAAUGCGUCGUUCAGCUCUCCGGACUGUUCAGUCCGCUAGGCCUCUUGUUCGUGGUCAGCGGUCCGUAUCCAGAGGCCUUGCGACUGCCACCGAGUCUGUAACCAAGGACCCGGUUGAGCUCAACCAGAUCACCACACUCCCAAAUGGCAUCCGUGUAGCUAGCGAGUCGCUGCCCGGCCCUUUCUCCGGCGUCGGAGUGUACGUCGAUGCCGGAUCGCGAUACGAAGAUGAGAGUCUUCGUGGAGUCAGCCACAUCAUGGAUCGCCUGGCGUUCAAGUCCACCAAAUCGCGGUCAGCGCAUGAGAUGAUUGAGGCACUCGAGUCACUAGGGGGGAAUCUUCAAUGCGCCUCGUCCCGCGAGUCGCUCAUGUACCAGUCCGCCAGUUUCAACUCGACCGUCCCGUCGACUCUGGCCCUUCUGGCAGAGACAAUCCGUGAGCCGCAGAUCACAGAUGAAGAGGUGGCACAGCAGUUGGCGACGGCAGAAUAUGAGAUCAACGAGAUCUGGGCCAAACCCGACCUCAUUCUCCCUGAACUGGUUCACAUGGCAGCAUUUAAGGACAACACGCUAGGAAACCCGCUCUUGUGUCCAAAAGAACGACUAGGCGAGAUUAACAAGGCGGUUGUGGAGAAAUAUCGAAAUAUCUUUUUCAAUCCGGAUCGGAUAGUCGUUGCCUUUGCUGGUGUCCCGCACGACGAAGCCGUGAAGCUGACGGAGAAGUAUUUUGGCGACAUGAAGCCGCACGAGGGACCCGCGUUCCGUGGUCAGGGAAUUGAAACUACGCUUUCUGACUCGGCGUCCGCUAAGAAAGAAGGGCAGUUGCCGACGGUCCCUCAGUUCUCUCCAACGUCUACAACAUCCAGCAAUGCACCGGCGAGCACGUCUCAUUCGAAGAUCCUCUCAAAGCUCCCGUUCCUCAAGAACCUUUCUACUUCUGCUCCCCGCAAUGCGACUGUGUCGGCUUUGGAUCCGUCUCUUCUUGAGUCCUCCACGUUGGAUCUGAAUCGUCCUGCACAUUACACGGGAGGAUAUAUGUCCCUGCCCCCGAUUCCGCCUCCAGCAAACCCCAUGCAUCCUCGUCUAAGCUACAUUCAUCUCGCUUUUGAGGCUCUCCCCAUCUCCUCUCCUGACAUCUACGCACUUGCCACUCUUCAGACCCUGCUGGGAGGAGGUGGGUCUUUCUCCGCGGGCGGACCCGGUAAGGGCAUGUACUCCCGUCUGUACACGAAUGUAUUAAACCAGCACGGCUGGGUUGAGAGCUGUGUUGCUUUCAAUCACAGCUAUACGGACAGCGGUCUCUUUGGCAUUUCUGCGUCGUGCAGUCCUACCCGCACAUCGCAGAUGCUGGAGGUGAUGUGUCGUGAACUACAUGCCCUGACGUUAGAUUCGGGCUACUCUGCACUCCAGCCCCAAGAGGUUAACCGAGCUAAAAACCAACUCCGUUCAUCACUGUUGAUGAACCUUGAGUCGCGCAUGGUUGAACUCGAGGAUCUGGGCCGCCAGGUGCAGGUGCAUGGCCGCAAGAUCGGGGUCAAGGAAAUGUGCGAGAAGAUCGAGGCCCUGACCGUCGACGAUCUGCGACGAGUCGCCAAGCAGGUAUUUGGAGGCCGCGUCCAGAACAAGGGCCAAGGCACGGGUAAACCCACGAGUCGUUGUACAGGAAGGCGAGCUGGAAGGGUACAAGCUCCGGCCAUUCCCGUGGGAGGACAUCCAGGAGCGUAUCUCGAGAUGGCAGUUGGGAAGGCUAUGUUGGGAAAUUUCUGA
Molecule: messenger RNA, 3906 nt
Organism: Rasamsonia emersonii CBS 393.64
Lineage: Eukaryota; Fungi; Ascomycota; Eurotiomycetes; Eurotiales; Trichocomaceae
Product: Acetoacetyl-CoA synthase
Exons: 5
Coding region: 1-3906 (1301 amino acids)
Biological process (GO): proteolysis; lipid metabolic process
Cellular component (GO): cytosol
Molecular function (GO): acetoacetate-CoA ligase activity; metal ion binding; metalloendopeptidase activity
Source: RefSeq, a predicted model, not a curated record